UAAUGAUCUUAUAUAAUUUUUUGUCAUGAAAAGGCUCCAGUAAGAACCUCAGUCUAUCCCUCUUCAUAGGAGCUUUAACUUAUUGUCAACACUCCAUUUUAAGCACUUUUAUUUUUUGUCCCCUGCUGUCCCAGUUAAACUGUAGUCUGUGCUGUGCCAGGAUAAAUUGGGCUUCACAAUGAAGAAACAGUGUGAGAACAGGUCAGCAUGAUAAACUCCACUGGUGUGUGGUCAGUGUGACUUGACUACAAUCUGAGAAUAUUUCACAGUUUUCUGCAGAGUCCUCCGAGCAGAUUGUCUGAUAUUUGUUAAAUCUUUAGGGUAAACAAGGCGAGACAGCCAGCUGUAAGAUGUAUAUUUAUCUGACUCCAGUGAGGUCCCCUUCAAUUAAAGAUUGAAUCCCAGCGAGCAGCAGCGUGUUUGUUAUUCACCUGUAGGGCUUUACCCGGCGCUAGGACCCAGGGUGCGCGAUUUUCAUCUCCAGCUGCUGCAGACCGAAAACUGGCAAUAAGGGAAGAUCGCGAGGACAAGCCAAAAUUGCAUACUGUAUUCAUUCUACUUGAAAAUCACAUCCCUGGCCCCACACGGAAGACUCCGUGCAGACAACAAUAGCUUGUUGCGCUGUGUGCAGGCUUUGUGACUGUAGACAGCUCGGAGCGCAAGGUAAGACGGUGCAAUACCAUGCGAUUACUAAUAACAAAGGCGUUACGGGCGAGCAGGGGGCAUUAAAGGGGGCAUUGCACAACGCUAUUGAGGGCGAGUAAAACUCUGCCAAACUUUGACCUGGAUAUCUGUAUUUUCGAGUUGUCGGUGUCUUGCAGGAGCAGCAGUAGUUGCGGUGGCGUCUCGCUGUUCACCCUCGGCAUUAUGUAGGAUCGUGUCACAUGUAUGGACAAGACAAGUUGUGUUUCGAGAUGACAUACUUGGGUCUGCUGUCCAUGCGUGGCUGCUGUGGAUGCGGUAGAACCGUCCAAACGCUGACACGGUAACUAUAUCCUACGAAGUGAUGCGUUUUCGUUUCAGACACAUAUUUAACAUCAUGUGGACGGCGCAUCGGGCCAUCCAUUAACCUGGCAAACAAGAACAUCACCCUCCUCUGUUCCUGUGAUCGGCUGCCAUCCCGCCUCGCGUUUAUUUAUGGCAGGGGAAAAUGCGUUACUUGGAGCAAAAUGGAAGAAAAAUGCGCUUGAUGUUUCACUCAGCGUUCAACCCCCCUUCGCCGCCUCCCAGCCUCGACAUUCAGUAUUGACCAGGUGAACCACCAACUUAGACGGGACAUCCUCGUCGCCGUAAACCAUGGCGGCCUAAACAGGGUCGAUAAUCUCCAGCGUGACUCUCAGAUAGAUGACCGUGGAAGCUCACUUUGGAGACGACAUGCUCUUUUAAAAAAACACACAAUCAGGCCUUCGAAAUAAACAACGUGCCUUCUUCAUGUGUGCUAUCGCAGUUGUCAUAGUGCAUGUGCGGAACACCACAUCCCCGCUUGAGAGAAGGGGUUUUAUAAAUGCACGCAUAAUAAGUUUGAGUGUAACCCCACUGCUUCACGCACAGGAGCCCGUGAAGAAAAACUCGUCUAUAAUUGGUGAAGCCCCGAGCAGCCGGUCACUACCGGGAUAGCUCCUGCGCGGUCGUUGAGGUCUCCGGGUUACCCCCGGCUCAGACACAAUGCGAUGUGUCAGCUGCCCACUUUGUGCUACUCCCGCUUCUCCACGCCGACGCGGAUCACCACGCCGUUCCUCUUUUUCGUAACUGAUCGGCGUUUUUCUGGUUUCCCAAUUUCACGUUUGGCCAUCUGUCAACGAUUUGGCUUGCCUGCACGCAGCCAUUACUGAGCGAAUGGCGAAGGGCAUGUUACAGGCUCUCUCUCUCUCUCUCUCAUAUACACGCACACACUCACACUCACACCGAUCCUCUCCGCGAUAGACGAGCAGCGAAACAGUUGGAGCUCGUUCAGACACGGACUGCUCUCUGCGGACGGACAGGAUCGCUUGUCCUGCACAGACACGGGUCGUGCACGGUGGUAAACAAAACUCUUUGAGUCACACGACGACAUCAGCUUCGCUCCACAGUGUGUGUAUGUGCGUUUCUCAGAGUGUACGGUCAUUUCCUCACCACCACCACCACAAGUGUUGAGAAAAGUAGGAAAUUUGUUGGCCUAGAGGAGUGGAUACCCUUGUAAACAGCAGGCCUGCGCUGUUUUCAGGAUUCAGGUAAGGCAAGUGGCCUAAUUACAGAGCAGGGUAACCUGUAGUGCUUAAACACAGUGUCCAAAUGUGAUUAGGGAAUAACUGAGAGAAAUAGAUGUUCAUCUUUGAGGGAGGAUCAGAAAGUGCUGAAACCCCCUGAGGGACGGAUUUGAUGCUGCAAACUUUUGCCUGUCUUUGUGUGAUUGGACAUUGUAGAUGUGUUGUCAUUCAUCUAACUACUUCAAUCAUGAACUCUUGGUCCUCAUGUUCUUCUCAGGACUUAAUCAGCAUUUAAACUGUGUGCACAAUGCUCAUAUUUCACACGUUUUAAGAGAAAGUUAGGUUUUAUAAGUAGUGAUGUAAAUGCAUCCAAAACAGUCCUAGUCACAGGUCCUGUUUGAGCUGUUGUAUCGUUAGUGUGUUUCUGCGUUUAAAAAAAUAAUUAGCUUCUGGGAUUAUUUGUGUGGUUAUUUCAUUUCAGGUUAAAGUGACUUGUGCAAUUGUCGGUCAUCUUGAUACUGCUUUGGAUUUAAGGGCUAAAGUUAAACUAAACUCUUGGUUUUCAUGUUCUUCUCAGGACUUUUGUGUUCGCUUCAAAGCAUUUAAACUGUGUGCACAAUGCUCAUGUUUAAAGAGCAGGUUAGGUUUUAAAGUAGUUUUAAAUUUGAUCUAUUACAAGUGAUGUAAACGCAUCCAAAACAGUCCUUAUAGAGCAGUUGAAGCUGUUGUAUCUUCAGUGUAUCUGCGUUUAGGAAAAAUAAUGAUCUUCAGGGGUUAUUUGUGUGGUUAUUUCUUUACAGGUUAAGGUGGCUUUUGUCUUUAAGCAAAUGGCGGUCAUCUUGAUACUGCUCAGGAUUGAAGGGCUAAAGUUAGGAUAAACUCUUGGUUUUCAUGGUCUUCUCAGGACUUUUGUGUUCGCUUCAAUGCAUCUAAACUGUGUGCACAAUGCUCAUGUUAAAAGAGAAAGUUAGGUUUAAAAGUGCUUUUAAAUUUGAUCUAUUACAAGUGAUGUAAACGCAUCCAAAAACAGUUGUCAUAGGUCCUGUUGGAGCUGUUGUAUCUUCAGUGUGUCUGCGUUUAAAAAAAUAAUUCGCUUCGUAUUUGUGUGGUUAUUUCAUUUCAGGUUAAAGUGACUUGUGUCUUUAAGCAAUUGUCGGUCAUCUUGAUACUGCUUUGGAUUUAAGGGCUAAAGUUAAAAUAAAAAUAACAAGUCUUCAGACAACUUAAACAUGAACUCUUGGUCCUCAUGUUCUUCUCAGGACUUUUAUGUUUGCUUAAGAGCAUUUAAACGGUGUGCACAAUGCUCAUGUUUAAAGAGAAAGUUAGGUUUAAAAGUGCUUUUAAAUUUGAUCUAUCACAAGUGAUGUAAAUGCAUCCAAAAACAGUCCUUUAUGGGUCCUGUUGGAGCUGUUGUAUCUUCAGUGUGUGUCUGCAUUUCGAAAAAAUAUUGGCUUCGCACUGUGAGCUUCUGUGGUUAUUUCAUUACAGGUUAAAGUGACUUGUUUUUAAGCAAUUGUUGGUCAUCUUGAUAGUCUUUUUACUGGAUUGUCGUUUUGCUCGCAGCUCAACUUAAACCCACUCCUCUGUAAUAAGUGUCUUAAUCCAGUUAAAACCUGACCUGAUACCAACAGGAAGUGUGAUUUUGACACAUGGCACUGCAAGAAAUGAAGGACAGCAAAGAGAAGAAACAUUGCAGAAUGAGCAGCUUUCUUUUUUUGUCUACUGAUGACAGAAUUCAUGCAGACUGUCAAACCUCAGGCCUGAGCUAAAGCCAGAAUAAACUUUACUAUUAUUUGGUUUUGUAUAGACCUACAGGUGGGAUAAAAGUAGGUGACAGUCAGUCAUAAGGACCACGAUAAGGUUGAUCAGCUUGAUUCUAGUUGUGCGAGGUUGUUACAUCUCUGCGUGUGUUGCUUUUUGUGAGUUGAUUGUGGAUUUUCGGUGUUAACAGCCACAAUAAAAGGGAACGCAGUUUCAUAUGCUCUGUGGUCUGUACAGUAAAGUGAAAAUAAGCUCACAGGCUAGAUUUGCUGAUAGGAUAAGGACAAGAAUUGUUGUAAAGAACGAACUGUUGGUCUUUGAGAAUUUGUUUUGUAUUUCAGAUUAAAUCCAGGCAGGUGUUUGUGAACAUACUCUCUUGGCAUCCACUUUAAUGACCAAAACUUGUUGUGAUUGAGAGAUAACAUGUCUAAGGGUUAGUUUUGUGUUUGGAAAUCCUCCACACAGCAGCAGCAGAGGAGGGAUUAGUGUUUCCCCCAUCUUCUUCCUGAAGCUGCACCACCAGCCUGCAGCUCACAGCCUCCAGCAGCUCUUCUCUCUCUUCCUCGUGUUAAAUCCUCUGCAACAGACCCAAACCUCUCCUAAACUCUCUUUUAUUUAUGAUUUUCUCUUAACGUUUUUUGGUAAUUCUUAUAGCACUUCUCACCCUGUGGCCUGACUCUGUUAAUUGACCUCACCCUCAAAUAUCCGCGGAGUGAUACUCGAAGGAAAUACACUUUAUUACUUCGUUACCCUGAUAAGCUUUUUCAGUUUAGCGCACCGUUACACUCUUUGGUCGCGACCCUUUCCCUCCCCAUUCCCCUUGAGCGGCUGGAGCUCGCGUUGCAUGCCGGUACCUGCAGUCCUUACCCCUCCCAGCCUCUCCAGCGUCUAAUCCUGGGCGUGGAUAGCCGAGCACUACAUCUCCCAUGGUUGUCACCGAGCACCCUUCUGCCCCUCUUUCCCUCUCUCUCACUCUCCCACCAGACUGGAGACUGGCGAUACGAAACGGACUGUCUUGACGAACCCCCCUCCUCCCCUCCUCUUCCUCCUCUCCCUCCCGCCCCUCUCCGCCCUCCCCUCCCCGGACUUUUAGAACCGAAAACCGUCGAGAUUAGUGAGCAGCAGCCGCGGUCGGCAGAGAGGCGAAAGGCUGGACACGGCCGUAUCCGAGCCGUACCUGGUUCGUCGUUCACAUGCCGUCUGGACGAGCUGGUUUGUAACUGUUUGUGUCAAUAGACAUCUUCCUCAUCUCGCCUGCUUGUUAGCUCGGGAGAGGGAGAGAGAGGGGGAGUCUUUUUUUGAAGGAGAGAGGAGAGGAGAGGCUCGGUGGGGUCAUUUUAUAACAACGCCGGAGCGGUUCAGUCAGUCAGGCCGAUACGAGAGACGGGAGCAGUCCAACGGUUAGAUUACAGAAGCCCGCCUCGACAUGUUCUAACCGCCGGGAGUGGAGCGGUGCGAGACGGGCUCCGCGGAGACUCCGCUGCGCAGGGAGCUGGAGGAGGAGGUGGAGGUGGUCAGUGGAGUUGAAUAUGUUUGCCCCCUUUUUUUGUGGACACUCCGGCAGGACCAUGUAGAUGAAGUUAGCUCACCCUGCCCUCUUGUUUGUAACUCACAGCAGCCUUUUCCUCCGUUAUCAGUGGAAUUGAUUAGUUGUCCACAUGCAGACUUUUUGUAUGCAGGUGAUGAGUUGUGUUUGUUUUGUUCUCUUCUGUGUGAUGUUGACUUAGCUUAUCAGACGGAGAUGACACACUGUCCACAUUGUGUCACUGGUGGAAGUGGUCCCAUCUCUUAAACGCCCCCCCACCCACCCACCCAACAUCUGUCUUCCAUCUCCCCUCCAAAAAUUGUGACCAGUGCCUCGUCUUUCAGGCUGCAUCACCUGAGAGCCGGGUGCCAUGCUCUCAUUAUGGUGACUGCGAGAGAAAGAGAGAGAUAGACCCGGAGCUCUCCAGAGUUUUUCCGUGCUGAUGUUUCUAUCACAGAAAAGCACAUUGUUUUCAGAGUGCCCCACUGCCACAGCACGCAUGUGGGACGUGUGCCCUUUUGUGGACAGUGAUCUAUCUGACCGUGUUGCUAAAGUAUUCCUCUCCGGUAGCAGAAUUAUUUGGCGUCUUCGACUCUACAGCAUGCAUUUAUUGGCCUACAUCAGAGCGGAUGGAUUCAUAUGUUGCAGCGGAGUAGACCCGGUAUGAUCGCAGCACAAAGACAAACUAGCUGUAAGCGAACUGUUGUCCAUGGUAAUGAAUGUAAGAGCCUCCUUGCACCGAGCGCUAUCUCUCUAUCUGCAUGGCUGUGCUCGCAGAUUCCAGCAGAGAUUGUCGUGUCAGUCAUUAUGUGCAUCAUAUUCGUUAUGUUUCACUGACUCCGGGGUGAAGCUUUGACAUAGAUUUUUUUUUUUAUCGCAUGCUGCCUGUUUGUAGUCGUCUCAUUUACUUGCAGAUGCGCUCGCCUGCGCUCACCUCUACCCACAUACCAGGAGCUGCUCUGGCGUGUGUCGCCAGUGUAUACGAGAGUAUUCCUAAUGUUUGUUUUCAGAUUAUCUCCUUGUGUAUUAUUCAUCAUCAUGGUCUGCAUGCUCAGCAUUGUUUGGUGAAAGGAAGGUAUGUGUGGGGAGGUCUUCUGUGUGAGUUUCCAGUUGAGGAAAAUAAGGUAGAUACGCUAUCCACUUAUUGAAAUGCACUGAACUGAGGUGGGGUGGUUAUCUAUCCAGUGAUGAUGGUCCAGCAGAAAACUUUCAGUCACUCUCAGUCAUCUACUUUUCAGUGCUGCACCCCUAUCUGAAUAUAACACACAGAGGCAGCCGCUUACUAAUAAAAGAUCAUUUGAACAGUCACAGCUGAUUUGCUUCAUGGAGGAAUUGCUGAGCUGCUCCCUCCCAGUGCUGACCCUGGGGCCACAGGGGCACAAGAACGAAUCUUUAAAAGGAGACCUGAUUGAAAAGUCAUCAAAUUUGAUCAAGACCUACUUUUUCAAUACAAAUACAGCCUAGAUAUUUUUAUUUCCUGCUGUAUCUGUGUUUAUUUUUUCUUAUACAGACUGCACAGCAAGAAAUUAAUAACAGUAAGCAGGGAACUGCCUCUUCAGAUAUUAAUUCUCCUGUGAUCUGGUAUGAUAUGGUUCUGAGUGUAUCUGCAGAGGAUUUGAAUCUGUUUGGUAGGAAUCUCUUCAAAUCAUUCAAAGGAAAAGUUGCAAACUUAAGCAGCAUUUAAAAAUCAUGCACCUAAUUUAUCGAGAGGUGGUACAUUUUAUCAGGAAAUGGAAGUCUUGUCUCAUCCAGGGGCAUGUGGGCUCAAUAUUUGUCCAAUUUACAGCUAAUAAAUGAAGUCUCAUUUAACUUACUGAUUACCAUAUUUUUACUUAAGAUUAUUCACCUGCGAGAUUGAUCGAUGCAAAUGAAUUGUUUGUAUUCCCUGUGGCAAACAAAUAAAACUGAAAGGAACAGCGUACCGUUCUUCAGGUUGCCUCACUUCUCUCUGCUACCCUGAAUCGUCUCCCUGCUCUGCGGAAAUUGUAACACAUCUGGCCCUCGAGCCCUGUCUCAAAGAAAGGAAGCUUUCAAUUUCCCAAUGUUGGUUACUCUGAAUCAUUUACUGUUGCACAGAACAGGUCUUAAUUCUCCAAACACAGUCCCAGCAGCACUAAAGGUGAUCACAUCAAGUGUUCUUUUUCUUGUUUGUUCUGCAGCAUAUCACUGUAAUUCAAGGGAAGCUCUCACCUGACGGACUCAGCUCCCCCCUGAGGCAUGUUGUGUUAAAGAAACACCUAUGCAGGUAAUUUUUUUUCCGUUAUUGUUAGAUUACUAGAUUAGAGCAUUCUUUUCUCUUAUCUAAUUAACACUGCCCUAAUGAACUCCUCUUAUUGCUCAGGUGGAUCCCACACUAAUGAAUGUAGGGGAUGGAGGCACGGUGAGCAGAGAGAUCAGUGCUCCAAAUAAAGCGUCUGCUAGUAUGGUGGGAAAUCCCCCCCAGACGCUCCCCCUCGAGUUUCGAGGAGAUGUUACCUUCAGUCAGCAAAACAAGACCACUCCAACAACAGACUGUAAGACAGCAAAAGCCUGCCUGGACACUAGCAAUUACAACCACAACUCUGAGUUUUCUCCACCUCAACAGCCCAACAACGUACCAACGUCUGGCUCAGCUCUCACCAGUUCAGACAGGAGAGCAGACAAAAGGCCAGAGGCUCCCAAGCUCAAGACUGAUGGAGCUGUGGUCUUCCCCUCAUCUCAGUGGUCAAGUGGUGUAAAAGUCAGCCGGGAGGACUCACUAAACCCGUGUCACAGCAACAUGACAACUACAAAGAAAUCUGUCUCCCAAACACAAUCUGUGCAAAGCGUCGCACCUGGGUUUCAGUGCUCCGCCAUGUUCAAGCCGGUCCAGUCGGUUGCCUUCCUUCCUUCCACCAAUUUUUCCUCCCCACUUUGUAAAAUUACUCUUCCACCAGCAUUGGGUCAGAUUGCAGCAUUGAGAGAAGCCACAGCCAGUCAGUUUCAGAAAGAAAUCCAGCCUCAAAGCUCAGGUGUCGGAGGGACACCUCUCAUGCGGACCUAUCCCUAUCCAUUCUCCGUGGGCCGGACUCCGGCUGCAGAGAAAAAAGCAGGAGCAUCAACGACAAAACUAAAGCCUAACCAUUCAUCUAGUAAGAACACCAAAUCCAUGGUAGAGCAUAAGUCUUUAGCGUCAGUGGUAGCUUCACCAGCCAUUGCCCUACCACUGCAGCACCCGUCAUUAACUUCUGCUGCACCCACCUGCUACACGCUAUCGCCUACUGCUGCUAUUUGCUGUGGCUCUGCCCUGGCCAGCAUCACCUCACAGAGCAGACUGCUGAACCAUGUAGAGAAAGGAAACAGCAUAGACAAGACUGCUCUGAGUUCUCUUACGACACCCUCCUCUGCUUCAGAGGAUAAUACUCGUUGCUCAGUCGAACCGAGAGACGUACCUCUUGAUUUGUCUGCGAAAUCAAAACGUCCAAAAUGCCUAAAUGACCCUCCAGUUACAACAAAUGAGCCUCACAAUAAUGAGUCGAAUCAGAGAGAUUUUCUAAACUCAAAGAGGACUCAUUCUACCCCUUAUAGCCCAGCUGUGCAAUACCCUAUCCUCCCCAACACCCACAGAAAUGGAUCUCACCAAAAGCAAAUAAAAAGACCUCAGAAUCACCAGAUCCCUGAGCCCAAACCAACUUGGGGCAAGGGACCUUCACAAGACAUCAAAAACAUCCCUGGAACGUACGUCGGCGUGGCAAGCCCCAUAUUGGCGUCUACUUUGCGGGGCAAAGAUGGUAAAGGGGCUUUUGUGGAUGAAUUCCAGAGUUUUGCGAAACAGGAGUUUAUCUCUAUCAUUGACCAAGGAGAACAUCUGGCCUCAGGAGGAAAGAAGCCAUCCUGUCUGAUGAAGGGCAACCAACAGUGUCACAGUGUCAAGCCUGUUAAAAACACCAGCACAGCCAUAACGAAGAGCAGUCCCUCUAAAGGAGCUCUAUCAACUGCCUUGUCAGCCUCAGCGAACGCUCACGUUCAUCAGAUAUCUGGACCUGGUAAAACAGCAGUGCCCUACUCUAAUACCAUUGUCAAUCCAGCUUGGCAGCAGCCGUCCCAUCAUCCUCACCAAGCCUCAUCUGCUCAGAGGAAAAUCCCACAAGGAUCUCCAAAGACUAAAGGAACCGCAGUUACAGAAGGAUCGAAGUUUCAGAGUGCCCACCAUAGCCCGUCCAAACCUGAGGAUGAUAAGUGGGAGAAAUUAAAGUCUCCUUUGUCUAAUCUGGCAUCCAUCGUAAAGCAGCAAGCCUUUGAAUCGAACUCCUUAACAGGCGAGGGAAAUCCUCAAACUUCACCUGCUGGAUCUAGAAAAGCAGAUCUCAGUCCACUUACCAGCAGCAAAGACACCCAGUAUAAACACACUUCUUCAUUUGAAUACCCAGCACACUGGUCUAAGGAGAAGUGGGCCAGUGUACCAUCAAAAGAUUCAACUCAAGCUCUGAAGAGACACGAGACUGAGCCUGUGGAGAAUAACACUGAGUUAAACACCACUGACGGAGAACACAAGGGGCUCAAAGCGAAGCAGAGCUCCUCAAAGCCUGCUGGCCAGCCUCUUCUCUUUGGGAGCAACGCAUCAACCAAUGGGAACAGAAUGGAGAGCAAACUAGCCCAGGUGUUAGAGGGGGAGAUAUCAAAGAAAGAUACAGGAGCAGAAAUUCCUCCCAGUGAAAAAUUAGGAGGUAUGGUCACAUCUAUUCUGGCGGGCCAGCGUGACGAAGGAGGCGACAAGUUUGAGAAGAAAACAAACGGAACCAAAGAGGAGUCGCCGACCAAAGCUAAAGCUGCCACCAUCAAACAAAAGAAAAGCAGCCCCAAGAAGCCAGCAAAGGAGAAGCCACCGACGGGACCAUCGAAGAAGACUCCAGGAAAGAAAAAGCAAGACACAGAAAACACCCCAACUAAAGUGUCCCCCCAGAAGAAGGUAAUUAAUCAUUGUAGUUUAUUUUUAUCUUAAAAGUACCCUUUGGUUGCAUUUGAAUAGGUAAAAAAAAAGUUGAAAAUCUUUUGAAAUUUCUUAAGCAUUGAUUAGCCUCAUGGAGUUCCCUGUUAUGACAUUAAUCCAUGAUUUAACUCCCAUGGGCUUGUGGCGCUCUCGAUCACCAUGAUACCUUUGUGAUCAAUAACCUGUGAUACCGCACGCUCACUAUGUCCCCCGUGUAUUUCAGCAGAAGAAACAGUGCGCACCUGUGCUGGAGCAGAGUCUUUCAGCGGGGAAGCUCUCUCCUCAGAGGAAAGAACCGACUCUGAGGGAUAAGAUCAGUCCCAACAAGGUGGACCAGUCGACUCCCAAGAAACCAGGUAAUCUCCUAAAUUUACUCCUCUCUGAUAUCUAAAACAAACCCUGCAAUGCUUUCAGUUUGUGUCAGAUAUGAAGCCUUUUAUUGUGCUCACAGCUGGAUUACUGUGGGAUCUCACAGCUUUAGUUUGUCAGAUAAAUAGCCUGCAGUCAGCCUUGGUAGUACAGUAGCUUGUGUAUUAAGCAGACAGAAAAAGUCACACAUUGUCUCACUGGCAGUUUUUGAUCUCCCAGUCUCUGUAGACCUGUGUGUAAUGAUGAUAUGUGGUUUUAUGCAGUUAUAGAUAGCAGCAGCAGCCCUCGAAGUGUCGACACUCCAGCGUCUCCUAACAGCUCUGCGAUAUCCAGCAAGGAGACCGAACAAACAGAUAGUUCCUUCCCCAGACUCAGGAGAGGACGGCGGCGGACGGACGAGGCUCGACUCGACCUCUGGGGCUUCGCAACUCUUUCCCCCCCAACACCACCGAUGCCCCCUCCCCCAACUUCCCUCUCACCCCCUCAAAGCCCCAUCCAACCAGCACGGCGUCCAAGAGGGAGGCCUCGCUCACACCCUCUACCAGAGCGAGGGUCUCAGGGCAAGGGCAAGGCCGGCGGCGCAGAGUGUGAGGCGCCGGCCCACAAGAAACGCAGACGAUGCCGUAGUAAAAAGUACCAGACUGGAGAUUACAUCACUGACAAAGACAAGCUGGAGGACAGAGAACACCGUGAAGAGUCUGACCCUACAAGGAAGGACAGCGGGAUCCCAGCAGGUACAAGUGUCUCUCUGGAGAUCUGUCAAGUUUUGACUUUACUGCCUCUCAACAAUUUCCUCAAUGAAAGGUGCAACUCUUGCUUUAAGACACGAUUAAAAAAUGAGAAUUACAGAGUGAAGAAGGUUACUUCCAAACUUGAUUUGUUUCUUCUAAGUGUUCAUAACUCAGGGCAGCAGAAUGGAGAGGUUGACUGAAGAGUUUGAUUAAUGUUUCAAUGCUGAGUUAAUUAAACCCUUACUUCAAUGACAAACAUCAGAAUGCAGCUGAAUGGAUGAUGGGUCACAGGGUAAAGCAUUUUUACAGUAAAUAAGACCAAGGAUUGUAUACACCAGGUUGAUACAGAUUUUCAACAGCUGUUCCCAUUAUUGAACUUCCCUUAUGAAUCCGCCAAAUAUGAUCAGAAUUAUCUGACAAGUAAUCAAGAUUUGAUUUUUAUGAUACUGAAAGUUGAACAAAGCUAAAGCUCUAAGUAAACGUUUUUUUUUGUUGUUUUUUUUACAACACAGUUAUAUUAAAGCCUUAAUAUCACAAACUGUUAGUUGGUAACAAUCUCACAAAUAAGCCUGAGUUAUUCAGUUUAACAAUAAUACCAUUAUUAAUUAGUUACUUUUGGCUGCUGGCCAGAUGAAGUGACAAACAUUUGGCUUGUGAUAGAAUGAUAUCAUUUUUGACCAUCACUGACUAAAAGACGGUCUGAUGGAUGAAUCUGUACUCACAGUAGUUGCAGCCCAGUUCUCGUCUGUGGAACAAUUAUGCAGCCACCAUGCAAUGAUUCCUGAACAUUUGUGUGUGAUGCCUCUUUAGAAAUGUCUGUCCUGAACAGCAGCGGCAUCACUGCGUGAUUUGAUCUGCUUAGUCCACCUGAUUUCAGUGAGUUUAACCAAUAUGGAAAUGAACUGACUAAUUCAGGCUGUGUUUUUGCAGAUUUGUUUUUUUGUUCGAAGUGAAUGUGUAUCAUUGACAGAGGUCACAAUCUGGGAACCUCAGUUUUUUUCGGUGAAAAUACAGGCACAUAGAUCUCCUACAUUUUUUAGUUUAAUAUUUUUUCUUUUCUUUAUUUUUUUUUUUUUACCCUCAAUGUUACAGCUGGUUAUACUAUUUUUUUUAGAUACCAAUCAACCUUUGUGGACUUAGACAAUAUGAGUGGGUUUCUGUGGGCCCAGCUGGUUCAUUUCAAAUAUCUGUUAUGGUGUUAAGAAAAAUGUAUUUAAGCUGACUGUAUUUAAGCUGAUAGCUUCUUUGGUAACACAAAUGAAAACAUAUACAUGACAUUUACAUGUAAAAAGCAUAAAGAGGACAUUGGAAUAAUGCUGCAACUGAAAUACUAAUUGGAUCAACAGAAAUACAAAAAUCAAAAUCAUGAGGAGGGCAGAUUCCUACAGUUUUUCCAGUAUAUUCCUGAGGUGAAACUGUGUCCACUUCAGACUUGAUGUGAAUACAAUGAUGUGAAAAGAUUUGCAUGUGGAAAUUGCUCAAAAUCCAGAGGACGUGACUGUAAAAAACAGAGAAUAGAUCAUAGACAGCAGUUACUCAGUUUGAGCACACAACAUGGGUAACCAAAGGCCAGUGAAGGCCAGGUAGAGCUCUCUACCAUCUGAUGUUGGCUUGAAACAGCACCUAAAAUAUCUCCUGUUCUGAGUUUGGCUCUGCAGAUGAGUGUCAGCAGCACUGAUGAAAUGGGAGAAAUCAAAAGAAAUGUGCUUUUUCAUUUCAUUCACCUGUUAAGGAGUACUUAGCAUAACCUUGGAUAUGAUUUGUCAUUACAGCUCCAGAGGCACAACAGUGUGCAAGUCCCACUGCUCCCAGUCCAGAGCCUCCCCCACGGAGACCCUCGUUCACUCGCUCGGGUUCAGUCCGUUAUCAGGAUGGUGAUCUAUCUCCUGAGUGCGCUGACAAGCCUUCAGGAAAGAGGAAGUUCAAAAGCAAGCACUUAUGUGACAAUGAUGAGCAGAGGGUAAGUCGCUCACUGAUGCUGCUGCGGGCUCGCAGUUUAUCUUAAACCAUACAAGGUUGAUAGGAAUGAAGUACAAAGGGCCAUGAAUAUAUUAGCUCACAGUGCCCCCCUGUGGCUAGAUAAAUGCUGUGUUUGUCACAUUUAUGAGGGCAGCCGGAGUUAUACCGCGCAGGUCCUUGAUAAGUGGAAGUCAUUGCUCUAACUUGGCAGUGUAUUACACAGAUUCCAUUUUACACACAGUGCUUUUAACAGUAAAUCUGUCUUAAAGGUGAAGACCAAACGCAGCUGUUUGGGGAAGCGUGCUGCCUCGCUCCCGCUAGAUGAUGACAGUGCUGACGUUAAAAGAACAGACAGCCCUCCACCUGCUCCAAAAAGUGUGCCAUCAUCCCCACCCAAUAAGAAGGUUUCAUCAGGAAAAAGCAACAUUUCAGAGUCUCCACCGAAAAAGCCCAUCCCUCCAGAAGUCCGCCGACUGAUAGUCAAUAAAAAUGCUGGAGAAACUCUGCUGCAACGUGCCGCACGCUUGGGUUAUCAGGUAAAAUCCACCUGUUUACUGACACGCUUGUACUUCCCCUUCGAAUCAUGUCAGUGUCACUCAUUCUCUCUUUCCUACCUCUGCUCUGCAGGAUGUAGUUCAGUACUGUCUUGAGAAGGACAUCAGAGAGGUCAAUCGGCGUGAUAAUGCUGGUUACACAGCUCUCCAUGAGGCCUCCUCUCGAGGCUGGACGCAGAUCGUCCAGAUGUUGCUGAAAUACGGUGCUGACGUCAACUGCAGUGCUCAGGAUGGAACACGGUGAGGUUUCACUGGAAAAAAUCACACUCAGCAAGUUGUGUUUUCUAUCAGUUUAAAUAAGUAGACUUAAGAUGAUUCACACUGACCCGAUAAGUCCAGAUAGAUGUUUUUGUUUUAUAUUAUGUGAACUAUUACAUGAGAAAACUGAGACCUGGAUUGCUUGUGAUGACUUUAACGUUUUAUUAAUGAGAUAAGAAAAAUUAACUUUUCAAAUAAAAGGCAAACUUAUUAUUUAUCUAAUUUAAAACACUUUUGGAGCAGACUCAGUCAUCUGAUUUAUCAACACAACAAGGUUUUAAAUCGAUACAGGUAGGUUUGGUCAUCAACAGGUAUAUUGGUUGCUGUCAGGUGCUCUUCAGUGAGGGGAUUCUGUCAUUUCAAAGGAUCUAAGACACUUUGAUUAACAUUCAUUAAAGCCUUUAUUCUUAUUCAGUGUGAUAAGCUUUAAUAUUCUUACAAUGCCGCAGCAUGACUUUGUGGCCCUGACAAACCAAAGGCUUUUAAUCGGGUGUCCCCCUCAGUAGUUGAAGUAGAUUUUGGUUCAGUUUGAGGUUGUCCACUCACUAAAAGGCUUUUGUAUUUUGCUUGUUUUGUCUUCAGGCCACUCCAUGAUGCUGUUGCUAGCGAUAACCUCCCAAUAGUCUGGCUGCUUCUGAACCACGGCGCAGACCCGACUUUGGCCACAUACUCCGGACACACGCCGGUCAAGCUGGCACACAGUCCCAGCAUGAAGACCUUCCUUACAGGUAAGCCCAUCCUUCAUUUAGCCUCUCUUUUCGUGUGUUGCCAAAUUCCUCCGAACAGUAUUACCCCCCCUGAGUGAGGAAAGAUCAGCUUAAUUUCCCUCUGUGAAAAGUUAGAGAAGAGAGAGAGAGGGCUGAUGAGUCAUGACCACACUGGUAUGCGCAUGUUUCUAAAUAAAAGUCAGCGAGUCUUGUCAGGAAAGGACUGGAAUGCCAAAACAACCCAUGAAAAUUAGAACAAAAAAUUCCAGUAUUAAAAAAAGAUAUUUUGCGUUGUGAAACUUGUUGGCCUUUUUCUCCCAGAAACAUCAUUGACUUAUAGUCCAAACUGUUGUUUUUUUAGACACCUUUUCAGUUAUUUGAUGCUUCUGAUGGCUUUAAAGAACGACAUGCUCUUGAAGGUUCGAUUUUUAGACUGGGGGGGGGGGAUUACCGAUUAAUCGGACGAUUUUUAAAUUUUUUUUUUACAAAAGUUUAAAAAUUUCGUUAAUUCAAGUAAUAUAUCUACAUAUUUACUUAUUUUUUAAAACAAGUGGCUGCUUUUGUGCUUUUCAAACACUUCUUUAAAGAAUUAAAGGCAGAAAACUCAUUUCAAAUCCUUUUUAUUGCUACAACAAUCCCCUAAAUCAAACUCGGACCAGAAAAGCGUUUUCAACUAAAAAUGCCCCCCCCCGCAGAGGUCUCAUCUGGAGACCUCUGCCUCGGUAAGAGAAGUAGCUCGAUCACGUAAUGUCUAUUGUUGUUUAUUCUACCGUUACUGGCACGGCUAACAGUGUAGCAAGGCUAAUAACAGAUGGCCAACUCUAACUUUAGCUUGCAUGUUACAUGGUGCUUCACCGUUAACUCGGCGUGACUGAGACCAGCACAGCGGGGAACAUCGUGAAGUGAGUUGAACUUAAACUUGUUGACUUAUUGUGUAUUUCACAAACUGGUUUAUUUACCGUUGAGGCGGACCACUCUCCUCCGUGCGUCCCUGCAGCUGCCUGCUUCAGAUCCGUCACUCUGCUGUGCUGUGAGGUAGUUAGUGGAUGAAGAUUGUCAUGAGGUCGCUGCGCCAUCUACAGGAUAAGUCGGGGGAACUUUUCAAAUGGCGUAACAUGGCAUGAAACUGAAUAUUAUUUUCCGCGUUUAAUUUCUGAAAAUAUCGGCAAGUUUUGGUCGAUUACUGAUUAGUCUCAAACGGGCUAAAAUUGGUGGAUUUAAUCGGCUCGCUGACAAAUCAGUCGGGCCCUAAUCUUGAGUUAGUUGCUCUGUCAUAAAUUUAUUGGCUUCAUUUUUGGGGAGCUGUCAUAUCAUCUACCAUUUUAUACAGCCUAUGUUAUGAAUAUUACACCCUUUUUAAAGCAAAUAUUACAGCUCAAGAGAUGAACCCUUGAAUAUGUGUGAAGAACCUAAACAUCCACAUUCAGCGCUGCAGAUAUUGCUGUCAACAAGCCUAAUGAAUUUAAUAACGCAGGAGCUAUAUUUUCUUUCUGCGGCUCUUGGCCGACUGUUGGAGAGUCAGGAAACAUCAGCAAACACUUUUCCGCUAGUGCUAUUUUUUUAUUAUCAACUUGGCUGCAGAGCCGGUGUUUACCCGAGUGUGUUACUCGUGAGUCUCAGGUAAAUAAAGAGAUCAUGGCUCAGAAGCUAAUACAGCCACAAUGCCCACUUUUCUUUUUGCGCUGGGAGUCCACAGACAACAGCGAAAUGGGGCACAUCACAAUGACAAACUGCAACUUCGACUCAUUUACUUUUGGGGUCCUGACGAGGGAGCAUUGAUUCUUGACUUGUUUUCACAUUGUUGUACAUUUACACAAACCCACGCUGUCGUGUAAAGUGACUCAAAGUAAAACAUACAUUUUUUUUUUUUUUCACAGAAUAUUUUACAGACCUGGAAGGCCGCAAGGAUCCGGAUCCGAGUUUACCUUGGGAUUUCUACAGCAGCUCCCUGUUUGGUAAGAAACCUUGGAAUAGUUUCUCUAUCUGCUGCCUUCUGCCUGCCAAUCCAUCAGGCCGCUUAUCAAUCAAAUGUGCUAUUUCAGUUUGUAAACAUUGAUGGUAGAAAACUCAUUCCUCCGCUGGCUGUGAGGGAGUUGAGUCGAGGUUUGUUGGACAAACGAGCAGGUGGCCGCAGGGAAAUCACUCUGGUGUGUUGGCCAGGCUCAGGCUCAACUGUUGGGACAUAAAGGGGUGUUAGCCUGGUGUACCAGCAUCAGUGUUGUGUUGUAAACAGCCACAGGGAGCCAGUUAUCCAUUUCAGGGAGAACAGGAUUAAGAGUUCAGUGGAAACAUUUAGGGAGACUAAACAGGAAGUGGACUGCAGCUCUCUGGAUAAACCGUGAAGACAAAAUAUGUUUAACAACAAAAAUAGCUUUGAUCAGUCCUUGUACCAAGAAUAAACAUCUCAGCUUGUUUUUUUUUCCCCUCUUUUUUUCUCCUCCUCCUCCUCCUCCUACUAUAAUAGGUCCUAGUUUCUAGAAAAGUCUAUUUGGCAUGUGCCUCAGAGUCCACAUUUGAAAGUGUCCUCUUUAGCUUGUUGUUAGAAACAUGUAAAAACACAAACACAAAAGUUUGUGUUUGAAGUUCUGUAGAUGAAUUAGUGAUCAUUUUAAAGACAGGGUGUAAUAGGUGGGGUCGACAGAAAGGCUCGAUGUCACUCUGGACUCUUUUUAUUGAUCUAAGGAGUCAAUGGUGGUUCAAAUGGUGCACCGGGGUAGUUAAUGUUAAAAACAGAAGUAAACUGGAUACACUCCUGAUGAGAACCAUUCUUAAAAUUGAAAAUAUUAAAAAUGAAUGUGUGUCUCUGUUGUAGUAGAAGCAGUGGGACACCGGCACAUCACAAAUUCUCCUUUAUUUUUAACCGCUGCUCUGCUAACUGGCCCUUCAACUCCCACACUUCCUGAGUUAGUAGAGCUGUUUUUGGCGGGAAAUCAGUCUUGUGACAUUUGUGUACUGUCGUCUAAUACUGUUCCAGAUGUUCCAAAUUUAAGCAAGCAAACAACCCUCCUCCUGAUAAUUAUGUUCUUUCUACUUCAGCAUCAUCCUUGAAAGUUAACCCUGACAACUAUCCACUUACACUCAUACCCCAACAGGUUCACGCCACAUCCUAUUGCAAUAUGCCCGGCAUGCUGUCAUAUCCCUACAAUAAUACACAAUUAACAAUUAAAGGUGGGGUAGGCAGGAAUCCGUUGAAGAAGCAUCUAUUUUUGUGGUGUAUAUACAAAAAAGCUUUUUAUAUCAGUCAAUAGCUAUUAGUCAUUGAUGACAUUUGGUAAUAUAAGAAUAUCGCUGCGUUUUAUUAUGUCUGCGUAGUCAACAUUUAUAAUUUUUUGAGCGGCUCGCUCUUUCUGACUGUAGACAAAGCCAUUCUCUGCCUCCCCCAACCUGAUUGGUUGUGAGGCAGACGCUGCUCCUCCGAGUCGUUCACGAGCCCAAACAAAGUUAGCGUGCUACAAUAUCGGACAGUAGAAACCAACCAGAAAAUACAGAAAAUUGUCUCAAUCCUCCUUUGACCACGACUGUUGACACAAGAAGGAAAACGAAGUAAAUACCGGAGAUUCUGGCGGAAUAAUGGGCGCUUCAAAAGCCAGGCAAGAGCCAAAUAGUCAGGUCAACAUAGCAUAAACAAUGGAGAACGUUUCAGGAUCUUACUGACCCUGUAACCUUUCUGCUGGACAAGCCAAGUGUCUGUAACAGAAGUGUUUCUUGUCAAACGGGACCUGCUGCGUGUUGUAGCGCUUCUAAACUGUUAACCUCGGGUCCUGGAGUAUGUCAAUUUAUCCUAGUUGUAGAGGUCCUGCUAAAGUCCGUUGGCAUCUACAGUAGCACAGAUGCUUUUUACUGUCACAUUGACUAGGCUCCAUUUGUAAUUAUCUGAAGUAUUUAUCUGCAUUAUAUCUGAAUUUAAUUGAAACGAUACGAAGAACAGGAGUGUCUGUUUGUGGGCAGGGCUUGCUGGAACAGAGAGAAGGAGCUGAGGGGAAAACUGGUUGGGAGGGGUAGUGUUUACAUUCAAGAUUUCUCCCAAAAACUGGCACUUCCUCAUAUCCUGCCUACCCCACCUUUUAAGAUAAAAAAAGACUGAAUGAAGUCCUUGCAAAUCCUCGCAAUGACUGGGAACAGUUCUCAGUCAACUGGUCCAUCACACAUGAAGGAAUUAUGGCCCCCAAAAUCCCAGAGCAGAAAUAACAAAUACUACUCUGUGGUUUUUAGAAUCAUUUAGAUUUAGCUGGAUGGAUCAUAAAAAUUUUUUUAGAGGUAUGACAACCUUAGACUACAUUUAUUUCUCUCCUUUUCACAGACUUUUAUAGUUAGGCUGCCAGCAUUAAAGCGUUAAUAGCAAUGUUUUUAUUGUCUCUGCAGUAUCUUCCAGACUCCUGCUGCAGCUUGAUGGAAAACAUCACCGUACAUUUACUAAAGGCACAUUUCACUUAAAAAGCUCUCAGUUGCCUUAAUUGACAAGUGAAAAGUAAUAUGCACUUUGUGUCGGACAGAUUUAAUAUCACUGAAGUACUUUUAGUUGAAGCUACUACCAAAGAGCCAAACAUACAGGUGCAAAUUAUCGGACUGUAUCACAAUGAGUCUGCAGAGUCUGUGGAUGAAACUGAGUCAUAGAAGUGAACUUCACUGUUUCUAAACUGGUUAUCUGGCUGCAAUUAUUUCACUUUGGGAGGGAUUUGCAUUAAAAAUAAACACUGAAAAGCAGCGAUUAAUCCUGAUUAAAACAGUUCAUUGUUUGACAGGUCCAGUAAAUACUGGCAGGCCACUCUGAGUUAUCAGUGUGUGAAUGUGGACUGAAGGGGUUAAUGCAGUGGUUUUCAACAGGUCUCACUCUGGGACCCACAUUUUCCCACGGUCCUUAAGUUGCGACCCACUUUUAUAGAAUUCAAAUCAAGCAAAUUUAAUUUAUUAAUAAAAAAAACCUUUAAAGACUCUAAUCUUGAGAUUGAGUAAAGUGUAUUUCAGAGCACAUGAAGGGGACAACAUGAGGACGACAACUACUGAAGUUUCAUAUACAGAAAAUAUCAAAUAUCCAAUAAAUAUCACAUUUAGUAUUUACUUUUUUGACCAGCUGUUUGUGACCCAUCCAGAACGCGUCCGCGACCCGCUUUUGUGACGGGACCCAUCAGUUGAGAACCACUGGGUUAAUGUGUCGUGGCAUGUUGGAGCACUUUGAGUGGUUGGAAACACCAAGAAUGCACUCAAUACUUUACAGUCUAUUUACUGCAAAUCAUUCCUCUUUAACUUGAGUUCACACCAUUAGUUUAUUCCCAAACCAAAUUAUUCACAACACGCUGCGUCUGUUUUCUGCUUGUUAAUGGUUUAUGUACUUUACGCUCCCAUAGCAGCUGUUUAAGUUGUGUUUGAUUGUCUGUAUUUUGAAGUCACAGCAUUAGUUUUACAUUUUCUGAUCAUCUAUAUAUUUAUGUGAAUUUUCUAAUUUGUCUUUUGUUAAUUAAAAACAGAAAAACGUCUCUCUGAUGUUCUGAGACCUAAAGGAGAGGAUUAAAUCGUGCCAGAGCCUCCGCUGAUAUAAAGGACAAAUUAUCUGGCUUUAGGAAACACUGUGUCCUUCUUUAUUGUUCUGUUUGAUAAAUCAGUGACACAGACUUCAAUCUUGGUCAUGCGAAGAUAAUCCUAUCACUGAAAACACAAAGCUUUCCUAUCAGUAAAGGGUUGGAGAAACAUCUUGUUGUUGUCCAACAGAGAAAAGAAGUUAACAUAUCAGAAUAUGUUGCUUGUAAACUUAAUUUUUUGCUGUCUUGUGUCUUGAUGAACCUUGAAAUAAACUAGAGGCUGUGACACAAAUCACCAAAAGUGCUCACGGUCGCAUGUAACUCAUCUUACCGGUGUGGUAUAAACAAACUGUCCACUAGAGGGCAUUCAGACCCUUCCUGUCGGUGCGUUCUUCCUCUGACCUUGUUGAACUCUCCUUCACAGAGACAGACCAGGAGCCCUGCUGGGAUUUCUUGCUGUCGGAGCAGAAUCAGGAUCUGGAGGAGGACAGGACGGGGAAGACUGAGCUGGACUCUGACAAAGACUGCCUUCUGUUUGAGUUCUCCUCUGAGCCUCUCCUUCCCUGUUAUCACGUUCAGGUUUCAUUAACGCAAGGGUGAGUUCAGACUGAUAAAUACCGCGGGAAGAAAUAUUAGAAAAGGAUGAAGACUUGGUCCAAAGAUACACAAACCUCUUUUCACAUGUUUUUUUCUGAAGAUGCUUUUUUUUGUGGGAUUAUAAAGGUUUUUAAAAAGGAUGAGGUCUGUUCCAGUAACAGAUAUAAGCCUCCUGGGAUUUCAGUAUCUUGGGAGUUUAGUCAAAAAUGGGAUCCCAGUGGAUAAGUAAAUAAUAAUGUAAAGUGGAUGUUGAGCAGCUGACUCACCUCAAAACAUAAAUGAGGCUUAUGUCAUAACUUUACCAUCAUCAUUAAGGUGAUUAUGGUCAAAAUUACUUUGUGGUUAUUCAGAUUAAAGGAUGCACUCGUGUCGUGCAGGAUGUUGCUCUACAUAGCGGAGCUCCUCAGGCUGCUCUCUGGGUUCAAGGUUCAAAGUGAGUUUAUUUGCACCUAUAGGUAGAUUAGCGUUAUAAUCAGUGAGUCAGCCUUGAACACCAACAAAACAGGACAAGACCUGAUAAACAAAGUGACUGUUAAAAGGGUAACCCUCGGUAAUGACAGGAUGUGCCAGGUCACGUAUUUUCCCGAACGUCAACAGGCUGAGGGGAAACGUGCAGAUUCUCCACAGAUAGAUUUGAAAUGUCCUGUUUGAUCACGUCGUAUUGAUAACUGUUGUUUUUGGUUUGGACCAAUCAGGGUCAAGUGUUUUCAGACAGCCCAUCUGUGUCACCUCAUUAUAGAGACACAAGAGUCCAGGAAACAAACGUCUUUAUCAAAAAUCCGUCUGCUAUCUGAUCCAUAAACACAAUAAUAGAAACAGCUGUCAGAAUCACACAACAUAGAACCACAAGUUACAGCCUUAAAGACAAGCGUGCAGUUAAAUCAACACUUACAGAGACUGAAUACUGAAGUCUCACAGAAGUAUGAUACGCUGCAGGACUACUGUGAAAGACUGUGAAAGACCGCUCUAGUCUCAAGUCUUUAGUCUGACCUGGAUCAGCUUGUAAACCCGCAUGUGAGAGUGUGUCAUUUAAUCUGAUAAGUAUCAUUAUUGUUAUUGUUUAUAUUAUCAGUUUAUGACUUCCCUCUAUAGAGUAACCUUGGGAUCUUAGAAAGGUGCUAUAUAAAUUCAAUCUAUCUUUAUUACUAUUUCCUCAAAGUGAUAUCGCUUAAAAUAACAAAUAAACCUCAAAGUCGCACGUCUUUAAAGUGCAGAGAAAAGACAAAUGAAGAGAGAAGAGUGUUUUCAUCUUUACCAAUAAUGAGUAGACUCCUUUAUGUGAUCAGUCGGGUCAUUUUAUGUUUGUUUGAGGAUACUUUUAUGUUCAUGUAAGGUAAAUUCACAAAUCUUAACCUUUUUCUAAUUAUAGUCUCGGGCUAUUUCUCCGUCACAGGUUUUGCAACUGGUUCCUCCUAACCGAUGUCUUGAAGCGUCUGAAGAUGUCGGAGCGGAUCUUCCGGGCGCGUUACCCUCACCUGGAGGUGGUGAACUUGUCACGCACGGAACUUUGGAAGCAGGUGUCGGUCAGCCAGGUGAGCUCGGCUUUGGCUUCACUUCACAAAGGCAAGAAAAAGGCAGAGACAGACGAGGAAGAGGACGAAGAGGGACUUGUGGAUCUGGUGCGAUGCGUACCAGAGCUUCAGAGACUACUGGGCUCUUCCAUCCACAUCCUUCAGGAGGAAGAGGAAGAGGAGGAGGAGGAGAAGGAGACACUGAUGAACACAGGGAAGCCUCGCAGUCGAUAGCCUCCCUUCAAACUGUCGCCUUUUUGAGUCCUUCCCUGCGGGAAGCAGCUGAAAGGAAACCUCUCCGUCCGCUGUUACAAGGAUUUUAACUCCAGCAAUGACUUGACACUCCACUUUAACCUUUGACCUCAGACAGAAGGUGAUCACAUGAUCACAUAGAGCUGCAAACAGGAGAUGUCGGUGCUGGAAAGCAGCUUUCAGGUUCCUAUCUCUAGGUUUAUUUGAAUACAGGAGAGCUAUUGAGCAAACCUUUUUUAUGGAUUAUGUCUGUACAUGGUAGUGUAUAUGUAUAUCUUGCCAUCAGGGUGAACACAUUUGGUUCUAUAAAUGUAUUCUAGUGGCAAACGAUGGUUUAUGAUUAGGAGUUUUUGUUUCGUUUCCGAGGGAAAGCUAUACAUUUUUUUUUUCCAGAGGGAGAAAAUCCGAGGCUUUUAUCUCGGGGGAACUCUUGCGUGAAGCUUAAGUCAGGGAGGCCGCGGUGCCCGGAUGAUUUCUCCGUCAGCCUGGGAGACGUGGAGACCUGCAGAGAGAAGAUCACGGCACAUAAUCUUCACACAGAAUCACUCACCCAGUUCAGAGGCUCAUUUCCAUUUUCUCAUCAUUUGCUGGUUGGACCUAACAGUUUGUGUUUAUUCAUUCUCACACUCAUUUCACAGUCAGACCAGGCAGCACCACGCUUGCUGCGAGAGUCCCUCCUUGCAGAGUUAAAUCGUGAAUUUUUGGACCUUCACAUUGAGAGUUUGUUUACAGAAAUGGACAGAUUGUAGUGGUCUCCAUUUCCCAGGAUGCUCUACUCCUGAACUGAUACAGAAUCCUGUGGAUCUCUCUUUCAGAGGAUAAGUAGUCCGAUCCUGUGUCUGAGGAGCUCUGACGCCCUCGAAUCUGCAGCCACGACUCGCCCCUCUUUACGUCCUGAUAUGGUGUUUCCAGAUCCCAGAGUGCUUUGUGUUGCAGUGUUUUAUUUACACUGUUUGUUGUGCUUAAUUUAAUAGUCAUUAAUAUAUUUGACCUCUUGUGUAUCUGACAAGCCUAUCUAUGAAAAGAAAGCGCUUUGUAUGGUUGGUGCUUCAUUUUGAAAAUGUACUUAGGAUCCCUUUAUUCUCAGAUUUUCCUCCCUCAUUUAAAAACAAACAGUAUUUCAAAACAGCUAAAGUACAGUUUUAUUGUACUGGUGCUAAGACCGAUUUUUGUGUUGACAAUCAAUGAUGUUUUGGUUUGAAGUCACAAACUAAUAAAAGAUAUUUAAGAUGAAGAGACUAAAGGUGUAAAGAGAAGUAUAGUUUAGUUAAAGAAAAUGGGAUACAGCAGAACUGAGACUGAGCAGUGUGUGAGGUUUUGAAGAGACUUUUAUUUGAUUCUUUUAUAAGAAAUCAACAAGAAUAAAGCAUGAUUGUGGAUCAUAGAUAUUAUUUCUCUGUUUUGUCAGUUGGCCUAUCGUGAGAGUUUAAUUUAAUGUUUAGGGCAGAUGCUUAAAAUAUGACUUUUCUGUCUUGCAGUCACAGAUGGUUUGUC
Molecule: messenger RNA, 24368 nt
Organism: Xyrichtys novacula (pearly razorfish)
Lineage: Eukaryota; Metazoa; Chordata; Actinopteri; Labriformes; Labridae
Source: the annotation of a GenBank genome assembly